AUGGCGGCUUUCAGCUUCACCACCAACUGCCACUGGCCAACAUUCCAGCAACUCCACCAAGACACCGCCGUCUUCCCUCCAUCACCGGAGCUCUUAAGUUUCCAUGACAACUUUACCUUUUCCGAUACUUGCAUCAACAACCCAUUGUCAUUGGAGUCGAACCAUCACUUCUCAAGCUUCAACAAUGGAGUCACCACUACCAACCUCUCAUUUCACAGUCCCGUCAGAUACCCCACUUUAUCAUCAUCUUAUUUGCCACCCAUCACCACCCAACAACAUCGCUUACCGAAGCCAUUACCAGACCUUACCCAAUUAUCCAGCUUUACUCAUGGCCACUAUUCUCCGUAUCCCCAAAAUCCUAAUGUAUGGCCCAUGGAGCAGUUGCAGCCGGAACUGCCACCAUUGCCGGAAAUCUACCGGUAUGGUGGUUCUGCAGUUGAUCCUGUGAUGGAUACGUUUCAGGUUAAGGAGAGUAAUGAUGUACAUGUGACGACAGGGAAUCGUAAUGUAUGGGGGAGGUUAUCAGCGCAGAGUAUGGCGGCGAGAGUUAGGAGGCGGAGGAUAAGCGAGAAGACAUUAGAGCUAGGGAAGCUGGUACCCGGUGGUCAUCGGAUGAACACGGCGGAGAUGUUUCAGGCGGCUUUCAAGUACGUUAAGUUCUUGCAAGCUCAAGUUGGUGUUCUGCAACACAUCGGCUCAUCUCAGGAACAAAGUGAAGAACUUCACGCUUUGGUUACGUCCCCUUCCGUUCAAGAGAAGUUAUAUCAUGCGGAGAAGUGCAUUGUAACCCGGACACUUGGGGAAUCCUUGGCCGUUGAUCAUCAAGGAAUCAAUGAUAAAUGA
This is a messenger RNA of Lactuca saligna, 843 nucleotides long. The record is from the annotation of a GenBank genome assembly. Lineage: Eukaryota; Viridiplantae; Streptophyta; Magnoliopsida; Asterales; Asteraceae.